AUGGUCUACCACAGCCCCUCACUGUCUCCCACUGCCUACCACUGUCUCCCACUGUCUCUCACUGUCUCCCACUGUCUCCCAUUGUCUCCCACUAUCUCCCGCUGUCUCCCAGUGUCUCCCACUGCCUCUCACUGUCUCCCACUGCCUACCACUGUCUCCCACUGCCUCCCACUGCCUCCCACUGUCUCCCACUGUCUUCCACUGUCUCCCACUGUCUUUCACUGUCUCCCACUGCCUCCCACUGUCUCCCACUGCCUCCUACUGUCUCCCACUGCCUCCCACUGUCUCCAUCUGCCUCCCACUGCCUCCCACUGUCUCCCACUGUCUUUCACUGUCUCCCACUGCCUCCCACUGUCUCCCACUGCCUCCCACUGUCUCCCACUGCCUCCUACUGUCUCCCACUGCCUACCACUGUCUCCCACUGUCUCCCACUGUCUCCCACUGUCUCCCACUGCCUACCACUGUCUCCCACUGUCUCCCACUGUCUCCCACUGCCUCCCAAUGUCUCCCACUGCCUCCUACUGUCUCCCACUGCCUACCACUGUCUCCCACUGUCUCCCACUGUCUCCCACUGCCUCCCACUGUCUCCCACUGCCUCCUACUGUCUCCCACUGCCUACCACUGUCUCCCACUGUCUCCCACUGUCUCCCACUGUCUUCCACUGUCUCCCACUGUCUCCCACUGCCUCCCACGGUCUCCCAGUGUCUCCCACUGUCUCCCACUGUCUCCCACUGUCUCCCACUGUCUCCCACGGUCUCCCAGUGUCUCCCACUGCCUACCACUGUCUCCCACUGUCUCCCACUGUCUCCCACUGUCUUCCACUGUCUCCCACUGUCUCCCACUGCCUCCCACGGUCUCCCAGUGUCUCCCACUGCCUACCACUGUCUCCCACUGUCUCCCACUGUCUCCCACUGCCUCCCACUGUCUCCCACUGCCUCCUACUGUCUCCCACUGCCUACCACUGUCUCCCACUGUCUCCCACUGUCUCCCACUGUCUUCCACUGUCUCCCACUGUCUCCCACUGCCUCCCACGGUCUCCCAGUGUCUCCCAGUGUCUCCCACUGUCUCCCACUGUCUUCCACUGUCUCCCACUGUCUCCCACUGUCUCCCACUGUCUCCCACUGUCUCCCACUGCCUACCACUGUCUCCCACUGUCUCCCACUGUCUCCCACUGCCUCCCACUGUCUCCCACUGCCUCCUACUGUCUCCCACUGCCUACCACUGUCUCCCACUGUCUCCCACUGUCUUCCACUGUCUCCCACUGUCUCCCACUGCCUACCACGGUCUCCCACUGUCUCCCACUGCCUCCCACAGUCCCUCACGCCCCUCACGUUAUACAAAGAUAUUUAUCGAUCGGGCUUCGACAGACAGCAGGUGGUCGUGUCCCGAGAUGAGCAGAGAUUUGCCUGUGUUUCGCUGCCGUGUCUUUUUUUGCAGUGCGCUCUGAGGCCAGCCCUGGCUUAUCCCGGGGCCCAGGACUGCAGCUCCGACAGUGCAGCUCCGACACCCGCCCAAGACUCUGCCAUUGUCACGAAAUACUGCAUCACAGAGGCAGAUGGGCAGCGGGUCAAGUCCCCCUCUCCUAUGGCUCCCACACCAGUCCAAGUUCAUGAGGACAUUUCUCUGAUCAGUUAA
Molecule: messenger RNA, 1635 nt
Organism: Knipowitschia caucasica
Lineage: Eukaryota; Metazoa; Chordata; Actinopteri; Gobiiformes; Gobiidae
Source: the annotation of a GenBank genome assembly